AUGUAUAUCAACCCGCCCUUAACUGUUUGUUUCUUCACAGCUUUUGAAGUCGCUUUCUCGUCGCGCACUUCCUUCACAAAAAAUAGAGAGAGAAUAACAACACACAUCAAGAAGAUGGAUAACAGAAAUCUUUUGGCGGCGCGUUCAUCGUCAACAUCGUCGUCCUUCUUGACUGCGCAGUCUAAGAGAAGAAGUAUUCGCCGCGGAUCUUUAAAUGCACCAUCCGCCAUCUCGAGGUGGAAAGAAGAAGAAGAAGAAGAAGGAAAAGGAAACGGUGGUGACGGCGACAGAAGAGUUUUUUCCCAUUGGUUUGGUGUAACGAACAACAACAGAGAGAAACAAGGACAAAGACAACGACGAAGACGAAGACGACAACGACAAAGUAGCGGAGUAAGAGCGCACGGGACAACUUUUUCGGCGGCGGCGUACGCGUCGGGUAACGGCGAUGAUGCUGCCGGAGGAGAAGCAAUACGUGCAGAAGAAGAGGAUCCGUCGACGGCGCCACUCGUCGUUCGAGAUAAAAUCAAAGGCAUAAUACUUUUCAUCCUCCCACUUAUGGCGUCGAACGUUAUUUCACCUUUAUUGACGAUGACAGAUACUGCUUUCGUAGGUAGAUACGCAUCAGACGCCGUUGUUUCUUUAGCUGCGUUAGGUGUUGCCACUCCUUUGACGGAUUACCCGGUGAACUUGUUCAUGUUCGUUACCGCUGGCGUCACGUCUAUCGUCUCGAACGGUUUGGCAGUGAGAGAGCCGAAACGCGACAUGGAAAGAAAAGUGUACGGGGCAAUGUUUAUAUCGUUCACGCUCGCGAUAACACUCGCUGCGUUACUCGUAUGUUUUCCGGACGCAUUGCUUUCAUUGCUUGGCGUAGAAAAGAUUGGACCUUUGAGGGAAGUCGCAAGAAAAUACGUUCAAAUACGAGGAUUAGCAAUGCCGGCGGCAUUUUUAACGGGUGCUGGAUACGCUUCUCUCGUCGCACGCGAGGAUACGAUAACACCGCUCAUGUGCGUUUCGUUAGCAGCAAUCACGAAUGUUAUUUUAGAUUAUGUUGCCGUUGUGACGUUAAAGCAAGGUGCAACCGGAGCAGCGUGGGCAACGUCGGCAUCGCUAUAUGUUGGCGCCAUUUGUAUUUUCACAGUUCUGAGAAGACGGAAGUUGUUUCACAUUCCACCUCCUGCUCCAUCUACGCAGAUGAUAUCUCCGCCGAUGUCAAUUAUCCCAACGAAGGAAAUGUGUGCACCUGUGAUGAAGUUUUUUGCUCCCAUAACGUUUCUGAGUUUCUCCAUCUUGUCAUUAUACGUGGUUCUUAUUUUACAGGCGAAUGCAAUCGGAAACGUCGCUUCUGCCGCGCACAGAAUAGCUGGAAACAUUUUCACAGUCUGCGCAUUAUGCGGAGAUCCACUAGUACAGGUUGGACAAACAAUGUUACCUAAAUAUAUUGCGUUUACGCCGAAAAAUGAUGGUAGAAACGCUCGAAAAAUGGCACUUAUCGUUCAAGCGAUGGGAUACAUGGUUGGUAUCGUUUCGGCGUCGAUAUGCUUCUGGUUGCUUUACUUUGGCGCUUCUGGUUUCACAACAGACAGUUCCGUCAUCGCUUGCGCGCGAAGUGUAGUGCUUCCAGUGUUUGCAGCAACGGUAGCAAAUAUAGUGUCAAAAUCUUUAUACGGAGUUAUGGUUGCGAUGAAACAACUUUCGUUUUUAGCGGGAUUGACAGCCAUCGGAACGAGUACCUUUAUGGCCGCCGUGUUUGCGAUCAACAAAUAUCUAAAUCCAGAAGCGCGUUAUUAUGCUCUUUGGUGGUGCCUAUUUUCGUAUUACGCAAUAGCUGUUGUCGUGUUGACAAUCCGGGUAGCCACGACGCGACUAGUUAACAAAGAAAGAUAUCUCUCUUGA
This is a messenger RNA of Bathycoccus prasinos, 1893 nucleotides long. RefSeq lists its product with no specific name. Gene Ontology annotation, molecular function: antiporter activity; xenobiotic transmembrane transporter activity. Gene Ontology annotation, cellular component: membrane. The transcript has a single exon. The coding region runs from base 1 to 1893 and encodes 630 amino acids. The record is from RefSeq and is a predicted model, not a curated record. Lineage: Eukaryota; Viridiplantae; Chlorophyta; Mamiellophyceae; Mamiellales; Bathycoccaceae. Gene Ontology annotation, biological process: transmembrane transport.